Molecule: messenger RNA, 207 nt
Organism: Odobenus rosmarus divergens (Pacific walrus)
Lineage: Eukaryota; Metazoa; Chordata; Mammalia; Carnivora; Odobenidae
Product: protein transport protein Sec61 subunit gamma-like
Exons: 1
Coding region: 1-207 (68 amino acids)
Source: RefSeq, a predicted model, not a curated record
AUGGAUCAGGUAAUGCAGUUUGUUGAGCCAAGUCGGCAGUUUGUGAAGGACUCAAUUCGGCUGGUUAAAAGAUGCACUAAACCUGACAGAAAAGAAUUCCGGAAGAUUGCCAUGGCAACAGCAAUAGGAUUUGCUAUAAUGGGAUUCAUUGGCUUUUUUGUGAAAUUGAUCCAUAUCCCUAUUAAUAACAUCAUUGUUGGCGGCUGA